Molecule: messenger RNA, 854 nt
Organism: Budorcas taxicolor (takin)
Lineage: Eukaryota; Metazoa; Chordata; Mammalia; Artiodactyla; Bovidae
Product: histone H3.3A
Exons: 4
Coding region: 143-553 (136 amino acids)
Cellular component (GO): nucleosome
Molecular function (GO): protein heterodimerization activity; structural constituent of chromatin; DNA binding
Source: RefSeq, a predicted model, not a curated record
GGGAUAGCCUCGGUGUCAGCCAUCUUUCAAUUGUGUUCGCAGCCGCCGCCGCGCCGCCGUCGCUCUCCAACGCCAGCGCCGCCUCUAGCUCGCCGAGCUCCAGCCGAAGGAGAAGGGGGGUAAGUAAGGAGGUCUCUAUACCAUGGCUCGUACAAAGCAGACUGCCCGCAAAUCGACCGGUGGUAAAGCACCGAGGAAGCAACUCGCUACAAAAGCCGCUCGCAAGAGUGCGCCCUCUACUGGAGGGGUGAAGAAACCUCAUCGUUACAGGCCUGGUACUGUGGCACUCCGUGAAAUUAGACGUUAUCAGAAGUCCACUGAACUUCUGAUUCGCAAACUUCCCUUCCAGCGUCUGGUGCGGGAAAUUGCUCAGGACUUCAAAACAGAUCUGCGCUUCCAGAGUGCAGCUAUUGGUGCUUUGCAGGAGGCAAGUGAGGCCUAUCUGGUUGGCCUUUUUGAAGACACCAACCUGUGUGCUAUCCAUGCCAAACGUGUAACAAUUAUGCCAAAAGACAUCCAGCUAGCACGCCGCAUACGUGGAGAACGUGCUUAAGAAUCCACUAUGAUGGGAAACAUUUCAUUCUUUAAAAAAAAAAAAUCUCUUCUUCCUGUUAUUGGUAGUUCUGAACGUUAGAUAUUUUUUUUCCAUGGGGUCAAAAGGUACCUAAGUAUAUGAUUGCAAGUGGAAAAUAGGGGACAGAAAUCAGGUAUUGGCAGUUUUUCCAUUUUCAUUUGUGUGUGAAUUUUUAAUAUAAAUGCGGGGACAUAAAGCAUUAAUGAAAGUCAAAAUGUUUCAGUGAACAAGUUUCAGCAGUUCAACUUUAUAACAAUUAUAAAUAAACCUGUUAAAUUUU